ACUAGGAAAAGAUGUGGAUAAUGAACAGCAGAUUGGAAAGAUCAUGAGAUGUUUAACCAGAGAAUGGCAGCCAAAGAUAACAGCCAUAGCUGAGUCUAGAGAUCUUGCAAAGAUGACGACAGCAACACUAUUUGGAAAGUUAAGGGAACAUGAAAUGGAAUUACAACGACUGGAUGAAUCCGAAAUGGAAAGUAGGAAAAAGAAAGGUUUAUCUCUGAAGGUUCAAGCAAAUCAGUCAAAAAUUGAAUCCGAUAGCUGCUCAAAUGAAUCCAGCAGUGACAAUGAAGAACCAGAAAUCGGACUGCUUGUCAAGAAAUUUAAGAAAUUUCUGAAGAAGAAAGAUAACAAAUUCAGAAAACCAUCCAGCUCCAAGACUAGCGACAACAAGCAAAUUACAUGUUAUGAAUGUGGGAAGACUGGUCACAUAAAGUCAGAAUGCUACAAAUUGCAGAACAAAAAUAAAGCUGCAAAAUCAAAAGGCAAAGAACCAGUCACCAAAACAAAGAAGGCGUAUAUUGCUUGGAACGAUAAUGAUGAAUCCUCUGCCUCUUCGGAUGAAGAAGAAGCCAAUAUGUGUCUCAUGGCAAAUUCAGAUUCAGAAUCGGAAAAAGAGGUGUGCUUGACAUCCACUAAGCACUCAUGGUAUUUGGAUAGCGGAUGUUCGAAGCACAUGACAGGGGACAAAUCCAAAUUUCUGUCCUUGACAUUAAAGGAAGGAGGUUUUGUCAAAUAUGGAGACAACAAUAGAGGAAAAAUUAUUGGAAUUGGUGAUAUAGGCAAUGAGUCAACAACAGUGAUUAAGAAUGUAUUAUAUGUUGAAGGACUCAAGCAUAACUUGCUAAGCAUAAGUCAGCUAUGUGACAAAGGUUUUCAAGUAAGUUUUUCAUCACAAUCUUGCAUUAUUGAGCAUAAAGAUGACAAAAACAUAAAGCUGAUUGGUGACAGAAUUAACAACAUCUAUAUGUUGGAUUUCAAUUCUGUACCAAGUGCUGUAUGUUGCUUGUUAUCAAAUCAAGAUGAAACAUGGUUGUGGCAUAAACGCAUUGCUCUAUAG
Molecule: messenger RNA, 1054 nt
Organism: Cicer arietinum (chickpea)
Lineage: Eukaryota; Viridiplantae; Streptophyta; Magnoliopsida; Fabales; Fabaceae
Molecular function (GO): nucleic acid binding; zinc ion binding
Source: RefSeq, a predicted model, not a curated record